Messenger RNA from Synchiropus splendidus (mandarinfish), 2924 nucleotides. RefSeq names its product GATA binding protein 2b (gene gata2b). The transcript has 6 exons. Gene Ontology annotation, biological process: positive regulation of angiogenesis; negative regulation of transcription by RNA polymerase II; cell fate commitment. Gene Ontology annotation, molecular function: DNA-binding transcription factor activity, RNA polymerase II-specific; RNA polymerase II cis-regulatory region sequence-specific DNA binding; zinc ion binding. Lineage: Eukaryota; Metazoa; Chordata; Actinopteri; Syngnathiformes; Callionymidae. Gene Ontology annotation, cellular component: nucleus. The coding region runs from base 272 to 1666 and encodes 464 amino acids. The record is from RefSeq and is a predicted model, not a curated record.
UCGCGGAUCCGCCAGUGCGGAGCGAUGCUUUGACUCCGCCCACCUCCUGUCAGCGCCGCUUUAAGUCCCAGUGGACGCCGUUUUAGUCGGACAAACAGCCCAGACUGGACCUGCUGCGCACGUCCAACGCCGGUUGUGGGUUUGAGAACGAGGUCGCGAAGUCUAAAGGGACGUUCUUUCAAAUGGGAGCGGUGGUGUAUCGCGAGUGGAACCAGUGAGGGAACCCUGUGGGACAUUGGUGACGACCUUCGACCAAACAGCUCCCCAGGACAUGGAUGUGGCGGCGGAUCAGCCUCGGUGGAUGCACCACCAUGCCGUGCUCAACGGUCAGCACCCGGACUCUCACCCCCACCACCACCACCACCACCACCACCACAGCCUGGGACAUAACUACAUGGAGCCCACGGCGCAGCUGCUGCCCCCGGACGAGGUGGAUGUUUUCUUUAAUCACCUGGACGCGCAAGGAAACCCGUACUACCACAACCCAGGCCGAGCCCGGGUCUCCUACAGCCAGGCGCACGCUCGCCUGACCGGCUCGCAGGUCUGCCGGCCUCACCUCCUGCACAGCCCGGGCAUCUCGUGGCUGGACGGCGGGAAAGCCGCGCUCUCAGCCCACCACCAUCACCACAACGCCUGGGCCGUGAGCCCCUUCAGCAAGGCCAGCCUGCACCAGCCCGGCGGCCCCGCGUCCCCCGGCAGCCUGGCGGCCGUCUACCCGGGCGGCAGCAGCGCGAGCGCGGCCUCCGCCGCCUCGCUCACCCCGCCGACUCACUCCAGCCCGCAGCUGUACACGUUCCCCCCGACCCCGCCCAAGGAUCACUCCCCGGACCCCAGGGCUUCGUCUCCGUCCGCCACCAGGCUGGAGGAGAAGGAUUCCAGCCCCAAAUAUUCCUUACCGGAGGCGAUGAAGCUGGAAGGUGCGAGUCCGCUCAGGAGCAGCCUGGCCUCGGUCAGCUCGCACCAGCCCGCGUCCACGCACCACCCCAUCCCCACCUACCCCACCUACUCCAUCCCCGCCGCCACUCACGACUACAGCGGGAGCCUGUUUCACCCGGGCGGCCUGCUCGGGGUGUCCACCGGGUUCCCGCAGAAGAACAAGAACAAGACUCGCUCCUGCACCGGUCGGGAGUGUGUGAACUGUGGCGCCACGUCAACACCAUUGUGGAGGCGCGACAGCACCGGUCACUACCUGUGCAACGCCUGUGGACUCUACCACAAGAUGAACGGCCAGAACAGACCACUCAUCAAACCCAAACGCAGACUGUCUGCUGCCAGACGAGCCGGAACCUGCUGCGCUAACUGUCAGACGACCACGACCACGCUCUGGCGGCGCAACGCAAACGGGGAUCCCGUGUGCAACGCCUGCGGCCUCUACUACAAACUGCAUAAUGUGAAUCGACCUCUAACCAUGAAGAAGGAGGGAAUACAGACACGCAACAGGAAAAUGUCCAACAAGUCCAAAAAGAUCAAGCGUUGCAACGACAGCUACGAGGAGUUUACCAAGAGCAUGCACGAGAAGAGCUCCUUCAGCUCCCUGGCUGGACACAUGUCAAUGGGCCACCUAGCGCCCUUUAGCCACACGGGACACAUGCUCCCCACCCCGACCCCCAUCCAUCCCUCCUUCAGCCACCCGCACCACUCCAACAUGGUGACGGCCAUGGGGUGAGGAAGGAGGGCAAAGCUGGAGUUGGUACGAAGACAUGUCUUCUGUCCGUCCUGAUUCUGACCUAUUAUGCAGCUGUAUAUAUCAACGGAGCAGGGGACUGUUUUCCUUCAUCAAAAGGUACCUGUUUUUCAUGGGUGAGGACAAAUGUAUCAGCCAACUCACACACAAGCCGUGGCAUCACUGCAGCAGUGCCAGCUGUCGUACAUGACUGCGGGAAAGUGGGACAUCCUGGACAGAUGGACCCUCCGAACAUCUGCUGGAUUCUUAACUUGCAUUUUUGCUGAAUGAAAGUUUAAAAUCAUGCUUCAGAGAGGCCAAUGAAAUGUUUAUUAACUCUUAUUUCACACUGUUGUAAUUAUUAUUAUUAUUAUUAUAAUGACGGUUGUAAUUGUUAUCCAGAUAAUUUAUUUUCAGCUUUUGUUGUUUUGCUAUAUUUCCUAAACCUUCCUGUGGAUCCUGCUAUGUCAGUUACAAAUGGUAUUUUUUAGCCUUUGUCUUUUCGCUGGUCAGCAUUUAUACUCGCUACAAUAAAGUGAUCAAGUCAAUUCAGGGUUGGCUCUGUGGCUCCACUGUUUCUGAAGAUAUUAAAGGAAAUAUUUAAUACAUAUAGAAAGACACGGCAGGAGGAGACACGGCGGGAACAGAAAAAUGUUGCUAGCAGAGCACUGUGCUGUUGCGUUUGAUGCCUCUAUUGAGGAACACAGAUAAACACUUGUGAGUGGAACAGUGCAAAUGAAUAACUGAAUAGAUGUUAGUGUCCAGAUUGACGUGAUGUGGAGGUGAAUCAAAAGAAUGGGUAAUGACAAGACUAAAUGAGAAAAGACAGCUACAGAUAGGACUAGAAAGAGGAGUGAGUCAGAAGGAGAUCAGGCAGGAGGAGUGAAUGUAAGACACAGAACUGUUCAAGCUUCAACUCUCUGUCUCAAUUUUGGUUCGGAAUAUUACAUUGUGAAUAAGCUGACUGUGAACAACUCGAAUGACGCGACCGUCACUUCCUAUAACAAGUCUUUCUUCAUCAAAUUGGGAUUUUUUUUAUUUGGAAUCUGCGGGCAGACGAUGAUUUGAGAGACGGACCAAAGCUGCGCUAUUUGACAGGCUGUACAAAUGCCCUGCCAUCAUCUGAGAACGCAUCGACCCAUGAAUGAAACUGAAGCCCCUUGUGUCUGGUCCACUUCAUCAGCACUCACAAACGUAUGAAGGGGCGUUUCUAAUUCCCCCAUGUCUUAAGUGACAAGACGCAGAAUUAGCACCAAACACA